GACUACUCUGAUCAUGGACCCCCGUACCAGUGCCCAGGACGUGAUGGGAUGCAACCUGUGUGAGACCGCUGUGGUACAGAUGCACUGUGAUACGUGUCUUGUCAACCUGUGUACGGCCUGUGUUGGAAAACACUUUUCUGUUGAUUUCUCAAAACCUCAUAAAAUUGUGGACUUCAAGGACAGGAAAUCCACCCCCUCUACCCUAUAUAAACAUCUGGUUGAUAUAAACAAGACAAUGUCUGACAUCAAGGAUGAAAUUAAUUCACUUGAAAUAGCAAUAGACACUAAUGACUUGUCAGAACUAUUAAGUGUCACACCCAAUGUACAAAUAUACAGAAAUCUUCCACACAAAAUUACACUGUCUUUACCCAAAUUCAUUCCAGGAAAAAUUCAUGAAGAACUUAGUAAAAUAUUUGGAACUGUAUCGUCGAGUUCUUUUACUUCAGAUAAACAUGGCUACAGCAUGAAGACAACACAGAAAUCACCAGAAGCUGGAUCCUCUCCUCCUGUCAAACAGCUGCUUGAUGAACCAGAGACUGUCACCACCAUAGACACUGGCAUCAAUCAGGGAUCACUACUCAAGUCAAUCACAACCAAGUCAGGGAACAGACCAUGGGACAUAGCAGUGACAAUAAGUGGAGAUCUAGUUUAUACUGAUUACAGUAAUAGAACAGUGAACAUUGUGAAGAAUGAGAAGAUAGAGGAGGUGAUCAGAUUACAGAACUGUAGACCUAGCGGUGUCUGUUGUACCUCCUCUGGUGACCUCCUGAUUAUCAUGAACAUGGAUAUAUUACUGAGAACAGGAACUUGGAUAUCUGUGUGUCUAAUGAGGGAUCUAAAGCAGUAG
Messenger RNA from Saccostrea cuccullata (small rock oyster), 847 nucleotides. RefSeq lists its product as uncharacterized. The annotation marks the transcript as partial. NCBI's taxonomy places the organism in Eukaryota, Metazoa, Mollusca, Bivalvia, Ostreida, Ostreidae. The transcript is spliced from 4 exons. The record is from RefSeq and is a predicted model, not a curated record. Gene Ontology annotation, molecular function: zinc ion binding.